Amoebophrya sp. A25 is the source of this 268-nucleotide messenger RNA. The record is from the annotation of a GenBank genome assembly. Lineage: Eukaryota; Dinophyceae; Syndiniales; Amoebophryaceae.
CUUAGUUGAUGACGAAGAUGGCGCCAGUUGAUAAGAAGUCGGGCACCUCCUCCCGCGCAGAAGAAGUGCCUACGCCAUUCUCAUCUUGUUCUCAGGGAAAGAACAAAAAGAAGAGCUCUUCUCUUUAUUCUCUGCUCACGUUCUUAUCUGGGGGAAAGAAGAAAACUUCUGUGCUCCUGCAGUUGUGCCUGGUCGUAACUUGCGGAGGCCUCGUCCCCGUGGUGAGUGGAGUUCAACUCAAGAAGGCAGGCUUUGCCGGGGUAACUUU